GUUCUCUGCGUUCAGCCAGCCACCUUUCCGCUCGGCGCAUGCGCGUCAGGCGCCGCCGCGAUGGAGCAAAUUCUGGGGCAGUUGCCCCUUCGGUUCUCCCGGUUGUCCAUGUUCCCGGUUUUCGACCUGGCUCACUACACGGCCUCCGUCCUGUCGCUGAGGGAGGAGCGGGGAGCGGUUGAAGUAUCACGCCAGAGCCCAAUUGCCUGCUGGUUUAGUGCUAUGCUUUAUUGCUUUGGUGGAUCCAUUUUAUCUUCGCUGAUGCUGGGAGAACCUCCGGUUGCCUUCCUUGCUAACACCACAAGUGUUCUCCUUGCUUCAUCGGUCUGGUAUCUGAUAUUUUACUCUCCACGUGAUCUAGCCUACUGCUGUUCUUCUUUUUUGCCUAUACGACUGAUGUUUGCAGGAAUGAAGGAAGUGACUAGAACAUGGAAAAUAACAGGUGGAAUUGCCCAUGCACACAGCCAUUAUAAGAAUGCUUGGAUAGUCAUGAUAGCCAUUGGCUGGGCCAGAGGAGCUGGUGGCGGCCUAAUAUCCAACUUUGAACAGUUGGUGAGAGGCGUGUGGAAGCCUGAAACUAAUGAACUGCUGAAGAUGUCCUACCCUGUGAAAGUCAGCUUGAUUGGAGCAGUACUGUUCACGAUGCAGCAUAUCUCUUUCCUUCCAAUAGAAAAGCACAACCUUAUGUUCUUCUACACUAUCUUCUUGGUGGUUACAAAGGUAACCAUGAUGCUUACACAACGCCCAACUUCUCCAUUUGCUCCAAUUGAAAAGACACUGGCGUACCUCCUCUUUGGUUGGCAGCCAACUGACUCCAGAGGAAAGGGUGAGGCCAGAGUACCUCAUAAUGGGGCUUCCUCGGCGGACCGGACGAUGGGUGGAGAGACAAGCGGCAGUGCUAAAAUGAGGCAUUCAAAGAAAACAGAAUGAAGCCACUGAGCACAUGAGAGUGGCUGAAACCAGCGUGUUUGUAUGUGCCUAUCAAUAUUUAAUGUUUCACUUUCCCAAUGAUGUGAAAUGACACUUGCGUGACAAGAAACUGAUCUCGCAAGAGGCCAGCUACAAUAGCCUCUGAGUUCAGGACGACAUGGCUAAGAUGUUGUGUACAAACCACAGUUCAGUGACACUCUUGCCAGCUACACUGCCCACAGUUGUACUGUUCAUGUUUGCUACUACUGCCGUGUGGCUAUAUGUAGCCUCUGAUCUGAGUUUUUGUUGCUGUUGUAAAUUAGAAUUCGUAUUUGGAUAUGAUGAAUCAUGUUAGUUUUUUUCUAAUGUAGUAAUAAAGUAAGAGAUUAUAUUGUGAUUUGACUUAUAUAAGAAAUUUUAUUGUAGAUGUUUUCUAACCAAGGAAACAAAACACUUAACAGCACCCUGCCACCCACCGAAAACCCUUAAUAAAAUAUAUUCUGGCAGCUGCAAAAGGUGACAGCCAGAUUUGACUAUUUUUGUUGAUUAUAACCUAUCAGGACAUGAUCCUACAAGACUUGGGCACUUUUUAAUUCAACAGGAGAGAUUUAUAUGUGCGUAUUUUGUGACUACAUCACACUUAGUUUUGACUGAAUUAUACCCUGAUAUUUAAUAUUCUUAAUAGCAGACAUUUGCUUUCCUGAUAUUUUAAUACACAAUUUUUAAAACAUAAUUGAGCAGUACGAACAUUUUUGGUGAAAAUUUAAUAUAUUCAAUGACUGAAAGGAACAAUAAUUAAAUUCUGCUAUGAAUUUUUAAAAACAGCUUAUGCCUCCAAAAUGCCUUAAUAAUUGAUCCACUGCUACUGAAUUGUCUUGAUGGCAUACAUUUGUAAGUUUUCACCUAUGGCUGAAGUGACAAGACUUUCUUAUAGGGUGUUUUUUCCCCACCACAGACCUUUCACACUAGUUUUGAAUUUUGUCUAUAACUCUGAACUAUUUGGAUAUUGAAUUGUAAACAAGCUUCACAUUUGUUCUUAAAAUUAGAAAUGAAACAUGAUGAAACUGAAUUCACAUGCCUUGUGUUUUUGACUCCCCCUCCUGUUUUUUAGCCAGGAACUUAUGCUAGGCCUAUGCUUUAUACAGGAGUUUUUUUUAAUUAAGCAAAACUAGCAUCUUAGACAGGUUUGCCUUCAUCCCCCCCAACAACUUGGUAUCUCAACUUAGCCAGUCAACUGUAUGCCAGAUUUGACCAAGUCAUGGCUAAGGAACAGAACCUCUCUGGUCUGUCUAGCCAGGAAUCUACCACACUUUUUCUUGCUUCCUGACUGCAUCUGUAAAAAUGGACCAGAAAAUGCUAGUUUCUUGGCAGGGAAAAAUAAAGCAAGUAGUCAGCAGCUGCACCAUGCAGAGAAAUUAUUCCUUUCUCUACUUACCUGGCUGACCAUAACAGUUUGUGCUAAACUUGGUAGACCCAAGUUGUAUAGGCUUGGUUUACAUUGUGUGCAUAAACAAGACAUAAAUGAUAUUUAUGUUUUUUUAAAGCAUUUCGUAUAUUACAACAGAAUCGCAAAGGGUGGGAAAUUAAGACUGAUCUCCCCCCCCCUUAAAACGUGAGGCUUCAGUUUUAUUUUUUUUUAAUUGGGCUGUUCUGGGAACUCAUAACUUGGAUAACGAGAAAAUAUGAGAGUUUCUCAAGGUUGUCUGCACAGCAUUAUAGUGAACUUUGGUUGGUAGAGAACGGAAAUAAAUAUGAGACAAAGACAAACAACAUGUUUCCUACAUGUAUAAAUUUUGUGUGUAUUGGUAAUGUCACUGAUACCUUUAUAUGACUGGGCCAAACAAAUGUCUUGAUGCUUUCUUGAACUGUACUUUUUGUAAGGUUCUGUUAACAACUUAACAGUAAUUGCACUGUAAUUCUGUGGCACAGAUUGAUGUGAACAUGUAUUUAUAAUUGCUGUUUACUGAUAAUUUACUGUUGGAAAAUAGUCAGCUUUCCAUUUGGAUGCUCUGUGCAUUUAAAAACCCUGCUAUUAAAAAAAGAUGUGUGGGUCUCA
This is a messenger RNA of Pogona vitticeps (central bearded dragon), 2965 nucleotides long. It is a transcript of the gene TMEM38B, whose product is annotated as transmembrane protein 38B. The record is from RefSeq and is a predicted model, not a curated record. Gene Ontology annotation, cellular component: membrane. Gene Ontology annotation, biological process: potassium ion transmembrane transport. NCBI's taxonomy places the organism in Eukaryota, Metazoa, Chordata, Lepidosauria, Squamata, Agamidae. Gene Ontology annotation, molecular function: identical protein binding; potassium channel activity.